AUGCCACAAUUACAUGUAAAUCCACUGCAUCCUCCCAAUCACACCAGAACAAGAGGAAAUUCAGGUCCAACUCACCAUCAUCACUCGCACCACUCACACCAUCACCCAACGUCAACACAUCACACGAGACAAGUCAGUAAUCCAUCUCCACCUUCUAACAGCAGUCCAGAUAACAUAAUUAAAUUUAUUUCUGAUGAAGAUGAAAAGCAUAACUCCGACAAAUUCAAGAAAUCUCUCGGAUAUACCAGUUUCACAGGAUCCUAUUGGGCAGGAGGUUCUUCAGAUAAGGCCUAUCUUGCUGUAUUUGAUGUACAUGUUGGCAAACAAUUGGAAGUUACUAAUUGGGAUCACACACUUUCGGAUUUCACAGAAGAAUCCUUGACGAAUUAUAAUGGACAAGAUUAUGAUUCAUUAUUUGCAAAAGCAAAGAAUGGAUUCUUGCUUAAUAAUGAAUUUAUAGUGUAUAACUCAGCUCAAUGCACAAUCAAGUUUAUGGUUGAAAUUAAACAAUAG
Messenger RNA from Naegleria gruberi, 513 nucleotides. RefSeq lists its product as uncharacterized. Bases 1 to 513 code for a protein of 170 amino acids. Lineage: Eukaryota; Heterolobosea; Eutetramitea; Acrasida; Naegleriidae. The transcript is spliced from 2 exons. The record is from RefSeq and is a predicted model, not a curated record.